UUCCGUUUCCGGUAGGCGGCGCAGGAAGAGGCGGGACCUCAGUUUAACACGCUCGUCCUCCGUUGUUCAUUCAACAUGGCAGCGGGACCAAUCUCAGAAAGAAACCAAGACGCCACUGUUUAUGUGGGCGGCUUGGACGAGAAAGUAUCGGAGCCGUUACUAUGGGAGCUUUUCCUGCAGGCUGGUCCUGUGGUCAACACACACAUGCCCAAAGACAGAGUCACAGGCCAACAUCAGGGCUAUGGCUUUGUGGAGUUCCUCAGUGAAGAGGAUGCUGACUAUGCCAUCAAAAUUAUGAAUAUGAUAAAGCUCUAUGGCAAACCAAUUCGAGUUAAUAAGGCAUCGGCGCACAACAAAAACUUGGAUGUGGGAGCAAACAUCUUCAUUGGCAACCUGGAUCCAGAGAUUGACGAGAAACUGCUCUACGACACAUUCAGUGCCUUUGGCGUGAUCCUCCAGACGCCAAAGAUCAUGCGAGACCCAGACACUGGCAACUCCAAGGGUUAUGCUUUCAUCAAUUUCGCCAGCUUUGACGCAUCAGAUGCCGCCAUUGAGGCAAUGAAUGGCCAGUACCUGUGCAACAGGCCCAUCACUGUGUCCUACGCCUUCAAGAAGGAUUCGAAAGGAGAGCGACACGGCUCGGCUGCAGAGCGACUCCUGGCUGCACAGAACCCUCUCUCCCAGGCAGACAGGCCUCACCAGCUGUUCGCAGACGCUCCCCCGCCACUGACCGCUCCGACACCGGUCCUGACCUCAAUGGGAGCUGGGAUGUCCAUGCAAGGCAUGCCACCCCCUGGGUCUUUCCCUCCUGUUCCACCUCCGGGAUCGAUGCCUCCAUCAAUGCCCCCGUCUAUGUCCAUGUCUCUAAACGCAGGGGGCCAACAGGGUGGUGGCGGUGGACCUCCACCCGGACCACCACCCUUCCCUCCAGGCAGCAUGCAUCCAGGUAUGCCUCAGAUGCCCAUGCCUCCUCCCGCUCCUCCUGGCAUGGUGCCUCCUGCUCCUCCAGGAUCAAACCAACGGGCACCGCUCCCCCCUGGCAUGCCACCUCCCCCGCCUAUGGGCAUGCCACCAAGAGCUCCAUAUGGACCUCCCAUGGGUAUGAGAGGUCCUCCUCCCAUGCCUCCACCCGGCUACGGAGCCGGUCCUCCACGUCCACCUCCGUUUGGCUUCCAGAGAGGACCCCCGAUGCCACCAAGACCCCCUGGUGUCCCACCACGCAUUCCUAUGAGAGCACCCAUGCCACCCUAGUCCUCCGCCGGCGGCAGAAAAAGGAGUCUCUUUUUGCUUUUUUAUUUUUAACAUCUUCAGAUCUACUCAAAUUUGUUAUCGCCAGAAUAAUUUAACCACCUGUUUGUAUUUCUUUGGUCGUUGUACAGAUGAAAGACCUUUUGGUGAAUAAAGUUUUUAGUACAA
Molecule: messenger RNA, 1416 nt
Organism: Hippoglossus stenolepis (Pacific halibut)
Lineage: Eukaryota; Metazoa; Chordata; Actinopteri; Pleuronectiformes; Pleuronectidae
Gene: sf3b4
Product: splicing factor 3b, subunit 4
Exons: 6
Coding region: 76-1251 (391 amino acids)
Biological process (GO): positive regulation of mRNA splicing, via spliceosome
Cellular component (GO): nucleolus; U12-type spliceosomal complex
Molecular function (GO): RNA binding
Source: RefSeq, a predicted model, not a curated record